AUGCAUAUCAUUGGUGUAUUUUCUUCUUUCACAGUCGAUUUCCACAAAGUGCCGCGUCGACAUCGUAAACCCCAUUCUCCUUUGAUCAAGGAAGAACCCGAUGUCGAGCUCCGUCUAUCAAGGACAACCGAUGCUGCUUUCGAUAAUGUCGACAACAUCGAGACGGGGGCAAAAUCAAUACCGCCGUCUACGUCUGGGAUUGAUUCCAAACAUGAAGAUGGACUUGUAGGACGACUAAGGGGAAAUCAUCAUCGCCAUCAUCAUCGACAUCAUCAUCAACGACAACAAGACAAGUGGGAUCAGCUGAGAGACAAGAAAGUCCGUGACAAAGAAAGAACUUUAAAAUCCACGAGAACAGAUGAUUAUAAUAAGACGAAGCUACUGAAGGAUGAUGAUAACAUAGAGAAAGCUCAUCAACGAAUACGGCACGGAGGCACAGGCCGCGGCAGACACGACAGGACAUCGGCACAGGAGAACAUAGAUUCGAAGGUCCAUCACAAACGGGGCAAGCGGGACGGGCCCGGUGCCCCACUACCACCCUCUCAUUCUUUAGCCACCCAUCCGCCCCCACCGAUAAUGGAUGGCGACCCCCCAUGGAUGAGUGUGCCGCCCCCUAGCCACUUCCCCUACCAGUUUCCUCUCGGUCAGGUCGCGGAUAGUAACGGUGGUAAUCCCAAAACGCAAACUACCAGAAUGCCUACGACGUGUAGCACAGAUCAUUCGAGCGAUGAAAGUGGGUCUGCUGUGAGUCAUUUAUAUGGAACCACACGAUGGACUCUUUCACUUGCGAUUUUAUUAUCCCUUGCAAUUCACAUUUUAUUGUAAUGACUGGAACUUGUCAACAAGCACCCCCGACACGGACUAUCGAAUCCGACAUCGUAUUUAUGAGAUGUUCGGUGAGGAUAUAAGCGUGUGAUAUACAUCAUGGUAACAUCAUCCGGGAGAGAGAUGUCGUCCCAGUUACAACUUCAGAGGAAAUCGUUUCAGAGACGAGUAUCACACUCGCUGCAUUGAGAUGAUAUCUAUCGGGGUCGAAUGACGGCGUUCUCCUAACCGAGCGUACAUCUUUCUGAGAUCGACGUAUUUUCGUGAGAUAUUCCAUGGUACGCAGCAUGACUCUCCGGUACAUAUUCGUUGAUUACGAUGCGGAGAAGAAACGGACAUGGUUUCACAAACACAGAUCUCCAUGGUUUCAUUAUUAUCACCCGAUGACCUAUUUUCGUGUAACUCGUCAAUCUCGGCAAAAUUAAGGAGCCAUGCAAGUCUAAUUUCGAGAUUCGGGGUCGAUCCUGCAUGGGAUCGGUCUCGAUAAGUCAUGACAGUAUUGCAUGCAAAUAGAGAUUCUUUACUUUUUAUGAAAUUCUAACAUCGUCAGAUUAUCCCCAAAAUAGGCUGCUUCCUUGGAUUUCGAUGUGUGGAAUCUCCUUCAAGAGUAUAAAGGUGACACGAAUAUCUAUGACCUUAUAUCCUGCCAGAGGUUUCGAAGAAAUGUUUACAUUUUCGGCAACAGCAAUUGGACUGCUCGAAUCAUAGAGGGCGCUAUUACAGUUCUCAAGAGACAUGAUAGAGAGGUCCACCUCUAUGGAGAGAGUACCUCAAUUUCGAUCAGUAACGUCACUCAAGGUGUGAACGCCAUUGAGGUCCAUUGUUAUCAUCUACACUGAAAAAAUACUGUAAAAAAUACUCCAGUCGGUUUUGUGAGAAGACCACACCAAACAUCGAACACCAGUAGGUUCAACAACCAUUGGCGUUAUUCAUUUUGUAAUAUUGACACUAUGUUGGUGUUAUAUUCAAAUUUCAAGGUGUAACAUCGUGUUUCAACAUUAAUUAUGAUGGUACAGUAUUGCAUGAAAAUAGAGAUUCUUUACUCUCACAACACCGACUGUUGUUGCGUUACAUCGUAGUCCUUACAUCUCCAAAAUGAGCGUUUCGAAGGCCAUUUUGGUUCCCAAAUAAGAACAACAAUAACAACAACAGAUGCCAGAGUUGAAAUUAUUUUUAAUCAUAGGGAAUCUUUCUCAAGACAUGCAAGAAGUUUAUGUAUAUUCUGCAACUGUUUAGAGCAUCGUCUGGACCCCCGGUCAAGGUCGUAUAGUUAAUUUAAAGAAAUAGUUAUUCCAAAUGUAUAGAACGCUUUGGAGAAAAGAAUAUGUUAUCUCGUUACCAUCUAGUACACGGCCGCGAGACCAAGGGUCCAAAAGGCUGAUAUUAUUUCCUCGUAAUAUUUUUAAUCAUAAUUGUUUAUAACUAACCACAACUUAGUCAAGUGAUCGAGGAUAAAUUUCAGUUUAUAUUGAAUAAUAACUAAGCUGGAAAUCUCCGAUGAAAGAAAAUACGAGCAAAUCGGUCUCGUGUACCCUCGAUGAUCCUCGCUUUGAGAACUUUCGAAACCAUUAGUCAACGAACAAGCUGAGAAGUUCAUUUUUUUAUUUUGUUUUAAAUGAAAGUUAACAGAAUAAGUGUCACAUCACAAUUAUAUCAUGUAUAUGAGAGUAUUUUAUGUAUAGAUAAUGAGCACUUGUUAGUUUUUGGAUCUCAUACUAGAACACAUACUUUUUCGAAACGUGUUACAUACAAAUUUCUUUCAAAGAUUUAAAUUUAAGGAAAAAAAUCAAGCUUUAUAUUUAUCGUGGAAGGCCUAAACACCCGUCGAAAAUUAGUAAAUGUAUUUUUCGUAACAUGUUAUUAUAGUCAUAAUUGGUAUCUUUAUUGUGCAUUUUCAUCACAAUCUGUAGUUAGAUUGUAUUUUCUUUAAUUGAAGAUUCGGAACUACACAGGGAGUUCCGGCCCGAGAAGCGGACCGGGGCUCACUUGGUUAGAACUACACUUGCUUAUAGUUACAUCGUUGUGUUUUUUAGUUGCGUUGAGUUUACUCAGAUUACUGCAACUGAUUUUUAAUAUGAUAGUGAAAAACACGAUCUUAGUCUCAUUAAAAAAAAAUCAUUCUGGACAAAGGGUUAAAAAUAAUAUGAGAAAAUUUAAACCAAUACAAUAGAUAUAAUUAUAUUCAACUCAAAUGGGCAUUCAGAAAUAGGUGAGUUUUUCAUUAUACUUUGAAUCUGUUUUGUCAGGUAAUAUUUCUGAAUGUAUGGUGGGAGGGAAUUCCUUACUGAUGGUGCAACCUUCUGGAAAUUCCCAUCUCCAAGAUUUAUUCACAUAGAUGAAAGAGAAUAUAUUUGAAAGUUUGAAUAAAAGUUGCCCAAAUAUUGGGCUAAAUAAGAACAAGCACUUUAUGGAGUAACAAAGAACACGUUUCAUGGGUAUUUUUUACAAAUAGUAUUUGGCGUUGUUUUACGCAACAGUUAUAUAUGUUUCCUUUCAAACCAAUUUUUUACGGGAACUCUAAAAAAAAAUUAUAUGACUAAUUAUGGAGGUCCUGAAGACGAGGAGGGAUAUCACGGACACUGUAAAUUUAGGUAUUAAUACGAUAUCUAUUGAUCCGGGUAGAUAUAGUAAAGGUCAGAUAAGAUAGGGGUUAUGUGCUCAAGCUUUCCCUUCCGAGUUAUAUCAUGUAUAUUAAGUCCUACAACAGAAUUUGAAAUGUGUUUUAAUUUAUCGAGUAGUGUAUAAAUAUUUACAAACGAACUUUUCUUACGUCAAGCCUCAGUUGUGGUUGCUUUGGUCACACUUAUAUACGAGAAUGAAAGGUUUUUUUUUCAACUUGCAUCACUUCCCAAAGUAGUCACUGUAUGUAAUCACUUAAGCUGUUAAACUGCUAAAAUGGCAAAAUAUGUCCAGGUUUUUGUCUCAUCUGUACACCUUGAAAACAAUUAUUUCAAAUGUAUGAUUCAAUUUUAUAUUGUUAUCUUGUAAUAGAUCUUAUGGUGUAAUUCUAACUGUGAAUGCCUUGUAUAUCGGAUUUAAGACAAUCAGCUAAAUAUAAGGACACUAACAUUUAUAUAUUA
Lytechinus pictus (painted urchin) is the source of this 3905-nucleotide messenger RNA. RefSeq lists its product as uncharacterized. The record is from RefSeq and is a predicted model, not a curated record. NCBI's taxonomy places the organism in Eukaryota, Metazoa, Echinodermata, Echinoidea, Temnopleuroida, Toxopneustidae. The coding region runs from base 1 to 825 and encodes 274 amino acids. The transcript is spliced from 4 exons.